AGACGGGAAGUGAUCUUAUUCCAAACUGUCUCUGACAAUAACUUAUUAUAUUUCUUUUGCUUUUUUGCAGAUUCCUUGGAAUGUUAGGCGACAAAUAAGGGAGUUUUAAAACAUCAUACUAACAUUUUUACCUAUUUUUAGGUCGUCGAGGGAUUAUCUGACGGACCAUCACAAGACAUUGAAGGAUUACGCUGGAAAACUGUGAGUAUUUUGUAAGUUUUUUUCCUAUUUUCUCUAACAUAUUUCUCUUUUUAGGUAGACGACAAUAAAAGCGUGGGAAAGAAUUAAGGAAAAAUCAUCGUGAAAUAAAGAAGAGAAAUCAAUAAAUCUGAUUAACUGAUAAAUAUCAAGUUCAGAUGCAGCAAGAUUGGAUGUUUAGGGAAAAGAAGAAGCUUUGCAGCCGCCGAGGAUUUAAGCAUCACACGAAUAGCCGGACUCACGUGGGAUCAGUGGAAUGCGCGACUGGCCAUGCCGCUGGUGACGCAGCUGCGAGAGGGUGUGCAUCCGCUGGUCUUUCCCACGGAUCUGUCGGUGAACCAGGAGGGCGGUGGCAAGGGUGACCUCAAUCCGGGCUUCUCCUGUCCCGACUGUGGGCGUCUGUACAAGCUGAAGUCGUCACUGAGGAACCACCAGAAGUGGGAGUGCGGCAAGGAGCCACAGUUUCAGUGCCCGUUCUGCGUGUAUCGCGCCAAGCAGAAGAUGCACAUUGGGCGCCACAUGGAGCGGAUGCACAAGGAGAAGUUUAUCAAGUUGGAGCACGACAAGGACAUGAAGUUGGAGGAGGGAAGCGACUUGGCGUCGCACAACAAUACAAUCUGAUUGGGUGUGUGCUCUCGUCACAAUUGAGAGACGCACCCACAACCCCUCGAUGGAAAGUUGGGGGGCUAAAGCACAGUGAAAGACGAUGUCCGCAGAUGGACACACGACACUCAUGAAGCAUUCCACGAAUUGAUGAAAUUAUUGAAGAGAGUUUUCUUUAUAUCAUUGAAAAACUAAUGAAUUACGAUUACGGUGCAUUUUAUUAUAUUUUUUAUUAGAUCUAUACUUGUGUAAGGAUAUAAAAUGAAAUUUAUAUGUAUUGUUCUCGAACUCAUGACGAUAUAGAACCAUGUUUAGGUUUACUGAAGAGUGGAAUAUCUGCAUCUUUUCCCAGAUUUUAUUACUUUGUAAUCUUGUAGAUAUUAAGAAAGUGAUAUAUUUUAGGUAGGAGAAAAAAAACAUGAGAAAGAUAGUAAAAGUGGCAAGGAAAUAAGAGCAAUGUUUUACAAUCAAAUAAGAUGUUAUAAAACAGAGAUAGAGAGAAGAGGAAGAUGCAGAAAUAAGGGAAUUAUUGAGAAUAGAGUGAUCUUUUCUGCAAGGAGAAAUACUAUCAUUGUAAUUUUAUACACACAUUUUUUAAUAUGUAAUAUCUUAUGGUAGAACUGUACUGUAUAGUUUUCUUCUUUUUCCAUUCAGUCAAUGAUUUUUUUAUACAGAUACUUUACUCGUAGUUUAUUUAAAGAACUAGUGGACGAAAUAUCACUGAGAAUAGAAAACAAGAACAAAAGGAAAUAAUUGCAUUUACAUGAAGAUCACUUCACACAUAACACACACAAACACACACAGACCGCAUAGUAUUGAACAGAGAAUUACUUUUCAUCAUUUUUCUACACAACAGAUAGUGAAAAAAAACACAAAAAAAAAAUUUACACAAUGAAAAAAGAGACAUAUGAGAAAAGACUUGUUACCGCAAAUCGCGAUAAUUUGCAGCAUUUUUUGUCAUUUGUGUUGUUGUAAAACAGACUUUAAAAAAGGGAAAUAGUAAUUUAUAUGAAAUUUUUUAACACUAAAAAUAGUAACAACAAUUUACCUCAACGAAGAAAGAUGAAAAACUACAAUAGAUUCCUACCACGUGCCUUUUUUCUUUAUAUAUUUAUAAUUUUUUAAAUAUAUAUUGAAUAUUAUUGUUUGAUAGAAUUGAGAAGAAAUGAGAGUUGUAGUGGCGGGCGUUUUGUAAAUUAUGAAUUUUUUUAAAUAAGCAUAAUCAUUACUUUAAGGAACAUGUUGCUUCAAUUUUUUUUUUUUGAUAAUGCAAACUUCAGACUCGAAGGAUAUAAUCAGAGUAUAGAUCAUUAGGAUUAGAUAUGUAAAAAGAAAAGGAUCACAUUUACUCUUUGCAUUAGGUAUUGUUCUUAUAUGAGGUCUUCGGACUGACGAAUUACUGCGCUUUCUGCUUAAAAGACAUUUUUUUUACUGAGGUGAUUAACCUACUUUUCACACAUCAUUACUGAGGAAUAUUUAUGCAUCUGCUGUAAACAGAAAAAGUUGGAGAACUAUUGAUUGGAAAACAUAGAAUAACAAUACAAUGGAAACAUUUGUAAAUUAUUUUUGGACAUCUGAAGAAAAUGAAGAAUAAUAUUAGGAUUAAUGUGGAGUUUAUCGGAAGGAUCAGCGAGAGAAAAGUGUCAGAAGGUUGAACCUCGCUCUAAUUAGUGAUUUAACUUUUAGUGAAAGUAAGGAAAGAACAUGAGAAUUAUAAAAGACAUUUGUAACAAUUUAAUGAAGAACCUAUUGUAGCUGGUGAAGGGUCAAAAUUGAAAUUUGUGUCUCUUUGAAGUUAAUUACACUUCUUUAUUUCUUCCCGAAGAUCUGAUCUCAUGUGAAGAUCAGAUUGAGAAUCUAAGGAAGGAGAUUCCCUGUAAAUGUUGGCUAUAACAGUCUAUUAUGCGUCAUUUCAUAACUAUAAUUAAUUAUAUACUCAUGAAUACUCAAUUGUUAUAUUAUUCAUUAAUAUUUUUAUUAUUUUUUAAAAUAACUUUUAUAUGCAGAGUUUUGUUUACGCGACCGAACAUGAUGAUCAGGAGGAUUAGAUAAAAUCACAUACUUUACUUAUCAUUCCAAUGGAUUUUCCCGUUUUUCUUUGUCGUAAAACACAUAAAAGAUUUUUUUUCCGUAAUUGUAGAAAGAUUUUGUGAAUUGAAGAAGAAUCUUACAUACCAUGUAGCAAUUGAAAAAGAAAAGAAACAUGAUAAAAGACAUUAUCACACGAGUUUACUGCUCAGAAAAUCUGAAGAACUUACCACAAUAUCAGAUUUAGGAUUUAUACAUAUUUUUUUUAGUUCUAUUAUCAAUAUUAAUAAAAAUUCAAUGCUUUUAUACAAA
Molecule: messenger RNA, 3141 nt
Organism: Phlebotomus argentipes
Lineage: Eukaryota; Metazoa; Arthropoda; Insecta; Diptera; Psychodidae
Product: longitudinals lacking protein, isoforms A/B/D/L-like
Exons: 2
Coding region: 469-819 (116 amino acids)
Source: RefSeq, a predicted model, not a curated record